AUGUUUCUUCGCGGCGGCUGCGCGCUGCUGCUGCUUGCAACUGCCCCCGUGACACUGACACAAACCAAUGGCGUCUCGGUGCUUGUGAGCUCGGGACGUCCGUUCUACGAAGCGUUCGUACUCGCAGGCGAAGCCAACUGGAUCACGUACGUCAUGUACGAGUGCCAGCUCGUGUUCCACCCGGAUGGCUCGAUGGGCGCGGCAGCCGUCAUCUGGUGCAUCUACAGUCUUCUUGAUGUGCUGGUACCGGUCACUGUGACUACCACACUCGAGCGCAACUGCUCUAGCACUGACUACAUUUACACCGUAACGUGCACUCACGGCGCCAUCUCCAUCGGUAGCUUACAGCGUCUCUACGUGCUUCUCGGGAUCCAAGCUGCCGGUCUCCUUAUUGCUGUUUUUUGGCAACACCACCGCACACGAGUCGACUGUCGACGCCCAAUUACCGUUCUCUUCACUGGCGUCGCGAGCGCACUGCUUCAUCACGAGCUCGACGACAUUGGGUACAUUCUCACAGGACUGAUCUCGCUGCAGCCGGAUCGCAUCUUCUUUGACGUCAAGCUUUGGGUCAUCGUACGUGUGACCCAAGAACCUGUUGCGUCGGCCACCGUUGCGGCCGACCCACUGCGUUUUCCAGCAUCACCGUGGCAUGCACGGAUUAGCGCUGUCGCUGGCUUUCUUUACGUUGUGGCGGCUGUCAGUAGCAGCUACUCGUACUUGCAGAUCGCCAAGCGCACGCUUGUCAACGACCUUAUCUGGCCCGGCUUCAACCUCUCGAGCACUCAUGUCUUCUUGACGAACUGCCUCUGGGGUCGUAUCGCCAUGAACCAAACAGACGGAGACUUUAUGCUCACUGAUCCGUCUAUCAACGCGGUUGGCUCGACAGUUGCGUCAACCACGAGCUCCCCGACCCACUUUGGCGCCCGCAUGCAAUACUCGACUCUGAUGACGCUCGUUGAUGCCGUGCACGGCCUACGAGCUACUGAUGCCUGCGACACACCCUGGAUCUUUACGCCGUACUGCUACCUGGACUUUGGUGGCGCCUGGGACAUGGCCGCCACCGCCACGCGCCAAGCGCGCUGUCGUCACACGAUGGCGACCAACGCUGCCGUGUACCUCGAGUCGCUGCUUCGUAACGUCGAGUGGGAUGACUGGGUCACUUGCUGGGGUCCUUCGUUCGACUCUGCUUUUGGCAAGCAUCUUGCAACGACGCGCCAAGGACAAGCCUUUCUAGCUUCAGUGAGCCAGCCACGCCUCUCGGUUGCAGAUGAAGUCACCUACUGGCAGCGCUACGAUCUCGAAUCGUACGAGCUGCAGUGGCAAAACUUUAAAGUCAUCGGACUCGACAACACGUACAGCAUCGUCAAUGCGCUCGGCCUCUCGUAUCCGUUUACGCUUCAGCGGAGCCAGGGCUACUUUCGUCGUGAGUUUCAGACGACCUACAAGCUCUACUGGUCGCUCGCCAACGAUCUGGCCAACCUGCCAAACCAGACGAGCUUGCUUCGAGCAUCCCCCGCCUUUGCAUAUGCCAAUGCGUCAUUGGAAGAUGUCUACUUGGCGAACGCCACCUUUCUGACGGCGCCACUACCAGCAGGAUAUGCAGUCGUUCGUGCAGCGCUGGGUCCAUUUGGUGCGAUCGAUGCCGUGUACGUCGAAGUGCCGAGGGUCGUCCGCGCUGCUGCUCGGGACAUCAUGUCAGCCGUCGCAACCCAUCGUGCGAGGUCAUUGGAGUCGCAGGCUGCCUACGCGACACUGGAUGUGAAGUUUCCAGCCUCAUUGGUCCCAGCCGCAUGGCUAGAGCUCGGGUUUGAAAGUGGCGGUGGCUCGUUGCUGUGCCCCGACCUGCCGUCAACGAGUUCCAUCGCGACGGGUGUGCUGCGUCUCUUUCACUUCGAGACGACGUGCACCGAGUCGUCAACGUUGAUGCAGCCAACGCUGACGGCCGAUUGCUUGGUAGUAGCAGCACUCCUCACAGACCUCAGCACGAGCACCGAGGUGGCAACGCUCUGUCUUCAAAUGCCCGACGCGGUCACCGAGUGUGAGGCAGCUCUCACAGACGUCGGUCGGUGGACGUCGACGAUGGCACCGUUCUAUGUACCGUCGCAGUCAGCGGCGAUGGAAACUCUUCUUGCGCUCAACAUCUCAUUCAUGCAAUAUGGUUCGCUCAACGGGUCCUUGGACUUGUAUACAUUUCCGAUACUCGACCCCAGCUUUCGCUUUUUCGGUUGGACACUCGUACUCGAGUGGAUCCUUGGGAAGCGAGAUGUCGUGACGUUCGCAGGAGACGAUGGGGCGCUCACAUUGCUCUCGGACGUCGCUGAUUAUCUAUACGAGCCGGUGCAAGCCGCGGAACUGCCGACUGUCUUGGCCUUGUACGCCCACGCCACCGUCCAGUACAUUACCUUUGUCAUGGCAGGGCUGGCCGCCGUUGCAAGCCUGUACAUUGUUGUUAGCCGUGGCCGCGUCGAAGGGCUCAACAUGCUCGAGCUCAGUCCCGUCGGUGGCAUCGUCUGGGUGGGUCGUCCCCUCUUGGUCGUCCGCAGCGUCUCUGCGCUCUGUCUCUUAUCGACGGCGACCACACUGUCGCUACACUAUCCAAGUCCGUACCUCGUAUCGUUUGCGACCGAGGCUUCAUCGACGCUCACAACGUGCUUGGCAGCGAGCGAGGUCACGUGGCUCGUAGGCAUUCUCAAUGACAUCUGUCUCGCCAUCACACGCGAGCACUCGAUACGCUACAUCACCAUCAACAGUCUGCUCGUUUGGUCGAUUGCAGCUUGCCUCUCAUCCCUUCAGCCUGUUGAGCACCGGGCGACUAUGGACUUUCGCUGCGUCUCUACGGCGCUAGAUUUCCAAGUCGAGUGCUCGACAGGCUCCAUCGCGAUCGGGUUUCUCGAUCGCGUUUUGCUUUUGAUUGCGGUGAUCGUCGCCUGCAACUGCGUCUGCUACGGUCUUGUGCGAGCCUUGUGGCCUGUCUCGGCUUCCCUACGCCGCAGUCAGUCGCUCCUGCUCACGGCGGGCGCCAAGUACCUCUUCACGCACGACGGGUGGCUGCUUGGCGAUGUCUACUACAUGGAUCGCGCGUCGGCGCUGCUGAGCGGUCUCCUGACGGUCUCGGUUGAUGGCGUGGCAGAUGGCAGCGACGAUGACGAACUCUGGGACUGGCAGCGCAGCACUGUCGUCGUUACGACUAAUCAUCGCGAGGUAGUGCUUCCAGACGACGGGGGGAAUGAGCUCGCGUAA
Molecule: messenger RNA, 3240 nt
Organism: Saprolegnia diclina VS20
Lineage: Eukaryota; Oomycota; Saprolegniomycetes; Saprolegniales; Saprolegniaceae
Exons: 2
Coding region: 1-3240 (1079 amino acids)
Source: RefSeq, a predicted model, not a curated record